Molecule: messenger RNA, 4212 nt
Organism: Lipotes vexillifer (Yangtze River dolphin)
Lineage: Eukaryota; Metazoa; Chordata; Mammalia; Artiodactyla; Lipotidae
Gene: USP19
Product: ubiquitin specific peptidase 19
Exons: 27
Coding region: 190-4212 (1340 amino acids)
Biological process (GO): protein deubiquitination; ERAD pathway
Molecular function (GO): cysteine-type deubiquitinase activity
Source: RefSeq, a predicted model, not a curated record
UCGAGAGCGGGUUGCCAGGGCCCGAAGAGGGCUGGCUGCAGCGGCCUAGCUCGGCUGUCAGUUCCUUGCUGGAGAAUUUGUCCACAAAGAGUUGCCAAGAUAGCUGGGCCAGGAAGAAAGCGCCGUAGCCCUGACCCAGACACCGUUGCCGACCCCGGGGCACUCUGGCUGUCACCCAAGCGGCUCAAGAUGUCUGGUGGGGCCAGCACCACAGGCCCAAGGAGAGGGCCCCCAGGACUGGAGGAGGCCACCAGUAAGAAGAAGCAGAAGGAUCGAGCAAACCAGGAGAACAAGGAUGGAGAUCCUAGGAGAGGUGGUAGGUCAGUAUUCACUCAGGAGGAGCCGACCAAAGAGGAAUUUCAUGGAGACCUUCACAAUCUUUUUGACACUGUCUCUGUAGAGUUGUUGCUUGAUUGGAGGCAGAGUGCUGAUGAGGUGUUUGUCAAGCUGCGUGUGGGAGCCCGUCCCCUGCGGCUGGAGGAGGUAGAUGCUGCUUUCACAGACACAGACUGUGUGGUGCGGCUUCCAGGUGGUCGGCAGUGGGGUGGUGUUUUCUAUGCUGAGAUAGAAAGCUCUUGCACCAAAGUGCAGGCUCGCAAAGGUGGCCUCCUGCAGCUGUCACUGCCCAAGAAGGUGCCUCUGCUCACGUGGCCCUCUCUCCUGAAGAAACCUCUUGGGACCCAGGAGUUGGCGCCAGGGCUGCGGUGCCAGGAGAAUGGGCAGGAGCCGUCUCCUGUUGCCCUGGAGCCAGGCCCUGAGCCCCGCCGGGCUAAGCAGGAGGCCCGGAACCAGAAGCGGGCCCAGGGCCGUGGUGAGGUAGGCGCAGGGGCUGGCCCUGGGGCCCAAGCAGGGCCCAGUGCCAAGAGGGCCGUGCAUCUCCACAGAGGGCCGGAGGGGGAAGGGUCCAGAGAUGGCCCUGGACCCCGGGGUGAUGCCCCCCAAUUCCUGGCUGAGCCGGCCACCCAGGCUGAGGCUGAGGAACAGCUCCGUGUACCACCACUGAACCCCCAGACCUGCCUCCUGGGCUCAGAGGAGAAUCUAGCACUUUUGACAGGAAAGAAGGCAGUAGUCCCCAGGAAUGACCCAGUGUCCCCAGUCAUGGCCCGGAGCAGAGACUCUGAGAAAGAUGAUCGUUCCAAAGAGGAGAAGGCAUUGGCAUUAGAUGCUGCAGCCUUGGUGGAUGAGCCCAAGUCCAUGGUGAACCUGGCAUUUGUCAAGAAUGACUCAUAUGAGAAGGGGCCGGACUCAGUGGUGGUGCACGUGUACGUGAAGGAAAUCUGCAGGGACACAUCUCGAGUGCUUUUCCGCGAGCAGGACUUCACGCUUAUCUUCCAGACCAGGGACAGAAACUUCCUGAGACUGCACCCGGGCUGUGGGCCCCACACCAUCUUCCGUUGGCAGGUGAAGCUCAGGAACCUGAUCGAGCCAGAGCAGUGCACCUUCUGCUUCACGGCCUCUCGCAUCGACAUCUGCCUCCGCAAGCGGCAGAGUCAGCGCUGGGGGGGCCUGGAGGCCCCAGCUGCACGAGGUGCAGUGGGUGGUGCAAAGGUAGCCGUGCCGACAGGUCCAACCCCUCUGGAUUCAACCCCGCCGGGAGGUACCUCCCACCCCCUGACAGGCCAGGAGGAAGCCCGAGCUGUGGAGAAGGAGAAACCCAAGGCUCGAUCUGAGGACACAGGCCUAGAUGGUGUGGCAGCCCGCACCCCCAUGGAGCAUGUAGCCCCAAAGCCAGAGCCACACCUGGCAUCGCCCAAGCCCACAUGUAUGGUGCCUCCAAUGCCCCAUAGCCCGGUGAGUGGAGAUAGCGUGGAGGAAGAGGAGGAGGAAGAGAAGAAGGUGUGUCUGCCGGGCUUCACUGGCCUUGUCAAUCUAGGCAACACCUGUUUCAUGAACAGCGUCAUCCAGUCUCUGUCCAAUACUCGGGAGCUGCGGGACUUCUUCCACGACCGCUCCUUUGAGGCCGAGAUCAACUACAACAACCCACUGGGGACUGGUGGGCGUCUGGCCAUCGGCUUUGCUGUGCUGCUCCGGGCGCUGUGGAAGGGAACCCACCAUGCCUUCCAGCCCUCCAAGUUGAAGGCCAUUGUGGCGAGCAAGGCCAGCCAGUUCACGGGCUAUGCACAGCAUGAUGCCCAGGAGUUCAUGGCUUUCCUGCUGGAUGGGCUGCACGAGGACUUGAACCGUAUUCAGAAUAAGCCGUACACGGAGACCGUGGACUCAGAUGGGCGACCUGAUGAGGUGGUAGCUGAGGAAGCCUGGCAGCGGCACAAGAUGAGGAAUGACUCUUUCAUCGUAGACCUAUUUCAGGGACAGUACAAGUCGAAGCUGGUGUGCCCCGUGUGUGCAAAGGUCUCCAUCACUUUUGACCCGUUCCUGUACCUGCCGGUGCCCUUGCCACAGAAGCAAAAGGUUCUCCCCAUCUUCUAUUUUGCCCGGGAGCCCCACAGCAAACCCGUCAAGUUUCUGGUGAGCAUCAGCAAGGAGAACUCCAGUGCAAGUGAAGUGUUGGACUCCCUGUCUCAGAGUGUCCACGUGAAGCCUGAGAACCUGCGUCUGGCUGAGGUGAUUAAGAAUCGCUUCCACCGUGUGUUUUUGCCCUCCCACUCACUGGACACUGUGUCACCUUCCGACACACUCCUCUGCUUCGAGCUCCUACCCCCAGAGUUGGCUAAGGAGCGGGUGGUGGUGCUAGAGGUGCAGCAGCGCCCCCAGGUGCCCAGCAUCCCCAUCUCCAAGUGUGCAGCCUGCCAGCGGAAGCAGCAGUCAGAGGAUGAGAAGCUGAAGCGCUGUACCCGUUGCUACCGUGUGGGCUACUGCAACCAGCUCUGUCAGAAAACCCACUGGCCUGACCAUAAGGGCCUCUGCCGCCCUGAGAACAUUGGCUACCCCUUCCUGGUCAGUGUACCUGCCUCACGCCUCACUUAUGCCCGUCUUGCUCAGCUGCUAGAGGGAUAUGCCCGGUACUCUGUGAGUGUGUUCCAGCCACCCUUCCAGCCUGGCCGCAUGGCCUUGGAGUCCCAGGGCCCUGGCUGCAACACACUGCUGUCCACUAGCUCCCUGGAGGCUGGGGACAAUGACAGGGACCCUGUUCAGCCACCGGAGCUCCAGAUGGUGACCCCUGUGGCUGAGGGGGACACAGGGGUCCCCCGGGCCUGGGCAUCCCCUGAUCGGGGCCCUGUGCCCAGCACCAGUGGAGUUGCUUCUGAGAUGCUGGCCAGUGGGCCCAUUGAAGUUGGCUCCUUGCCUCCUGGUGAGAGGGUGUCCCGGCCUGAAGCUGCUGUGCCCGGGUACCAACACCCAAGUGAAGCCAUGAAUUCCCACACACCCCAGUUCUUUAUCUAUAGAAUUGAUGCAUCCAGCCGAGAGCAGCGGCUAGAGGACAAAGGAGACACCCCACUAGAGCUGGGUGAUGACUGCAGCCUGGCUCUAGUCUGGCGGAACAAUGAGCGCCUGCAGGAGUUUGUGUUGGUAGCCUCCAAGGAGCUGGAAUGUGCUGAGGAUCCAGGCUCUGCUGGUGAGGCUGCCCGUGCUGGCCACUUCACUCUGGACCAGUGUCUGAACCUCUUUACGCGGCCUGAGGUGCUGGCACCUGAGGAGGCUUGGUACUGCCCGCAGUGCAAACAACACCGCGAGGCCUCCAAGCAGCUGUUGUUGUGGCGCCUGCCGAAUGUGCUUAUCGUGCAGCUCAAGCGCUUCUCCUUUCGCAGUUUCAUCUGGCGUGACAAGAUCAAUGACUUGGUGGAGUUCCCUGUUCGGAACCUGGACCUGAGCAAGUUCUGUAUCGGUCAGAAAGAGGAGCAGCUGCCCAGCUAUGACCUGUACGCUGUCAUUAACCACUAUGGAGGCAUGAUCGGUGGCCACUACACUGCCUGUGCGCGCCUGCCCAAUGAUCGCAGCAGCCAGCGCAGCGACGUGGGCUGGCGCUUGUUUGAUGACAGCACGGUGACAACGGUAGACGAGAGCCAGGUCGUGACGCGUUAUGCCUAUGUACUCUUCUACCGCCGGCGGAACUCUCCUGUGGAGAGGCCCCCCCGGACAGGUCACUCUGAACACCACCCAGACCUAGGCCCUGCAGCUGAGUCUGCUGCCAGCCAGGGACUAGGCCCUGGCCAGGCCCCCGACGUGGCCCCCACGCGGACAGCCCCUGAACGCUUCGCCCCCCCUGUGGACCGCCCAGCCCCCACCUACAGCAACAUGGAGGAGGUCGAUUAG